Molecule: messenger RNA, 417 nt
Organism: Vigna radiata var. radiata (mung bean)
Lineage: Eukaryota; Viridiplantae; Streptophyta; Magnoliopsida; Fabales; Fabaceae
Product: putative glycine-rich cell wall structural protein 1
Exons: 1
Coding region: 1-417 (138 amino acids)
Source: RefSeq, a predicted model, not a curated record
AUGGCAAGCUCUAAGGUCUUAGGGGUUGCUUUCUUUGCUUUGUUCAUUCUCGACCUUGCAUUUGCUGCCAGGGCCCCAGAAAGGGCUCCUGUCGGAGGAGGUGGGGGUGGCGGAGGAGGGGGUGGCGGUAGAAAUGGUGGUUCUGGGUUAGGGUUUGGCUCCGGUAUUGGUGGCGGUAGGAAUGGUGGUGGAGGUGGAGGAGGUGGUGGAGGUGGAGGUUCCGGUGGUUCUGGUGGAGGAAGUGGUGGAGGAUGGGGUUCCGGUGUAGGAAGUGGAAGAGGAGGACAAGGUGGAGGUGGAGGUGGCGGUGGUGGUGGAGGUGGCGGAGGUAGUAAUGGAGGUUCUGGAGGUGGGUCAGGUUGGGGUUGGGGUGGGGGUGGAGGAGGACAUAAAAAGUCCCCUUCCCCUUCACAAUAA